CAUCACUGCCUGUGUGUCUAAUGGCCGAUGCUGAACCUUGAGUUUCUCUGUCGGACAACUUUCAAACUCAAAUCUUCCAUAAUCAGCGCCACGUGUUCUUCUCUCUUGUCCCCGUCUCUUCUGGUCCUACCCGUCUUCUCGCUCAUCUUGAUCUGGGCAUUACUCUUAUGGGUUUUUUUCUUGUCCCCGUAUAAAUACACAAAACCCGCCUCGAUUUCCCCCUUUUUUUGGAGUUUCUCCUGGAGAAAUUUGAACUCGGAGACGAUUUUAACGACCUGGGUAUGGGGGUUUUUGCUCUGUUCUUGGUGCUUUAGCCACGGUUACCAGUGUCCGAAUCUGUGACUAGCUUGUAAGGAGACUGAGGGAAGAGAUAAAAAGUUACCGAGUCCUAGGAUGUUUGGUUUUCUGCUGCGAAAAGGUGAGAGGAAGGUUCUUAAGCGCAAGGAUAGCGAUGCUGGAGAGCGAGGAAGAGCGCUCGAGGACUUGAGGGCAUCCCUGUUCAACAAAUUCCGGUCUUCCCAUACAGCGAAGAGACAGCAGCAGCGUACCUGCGGCCCGACCGUCGCUCUCACGUUCAAUUUCCUUGUUGCCAUUAGCAUUAUCUUCACUAACAAAUGGGUACUUAAAAAUGUCGGCUUUCAGUUUCCUGUCUUUCUUACGUUCAUUCACUACGUUGUGGCCUAUUUGCUUAUGGCGGUCCUGAAUUCCCUUUCUCUCCUUCCCGCCGCUCCCGCCUCGAAAUCAUCCUCCUUGUCAUUAUAUACUCUUGGAAUCGUAAUGUCCCUUUCUACCGGUCUUGCCAAUGUCAGCCUCAAGUAUAACAGUGUUGGAUUCUACCAGAUGGCGAAAAUUGCUGUCACUCCAUCUAUUGUUUUGACAGAGUUCUUGUGGUACAGAAAGAAAGUUUCGUUUUUGAAGGUGGUUGCCCUUACAGUUGUAUCAGUAGGAGUUGCAGUAGCAACAGUGACAGACUUGCAGUUCAGUCUCUUUGGUGCUUGCGUUGCCUUGGCCUGGAUCGUACCAAGCUCCACCAACAAAAUCUUGUGGUCCGAUAUGCAACAGCGAGAAAACUGGACGGCUUUGGCGUUGAUGUGGAAGACUACGCCAAUCACUUUGUUGUUUCUCGUGUCGAUGAUUCCGUUCUUGGAUCCUCCGGGCGCUCUGUCCUUCACUUGGAACUUCAAUAAUACAAUGGCCAUCCUUUUUUCUGCUCUGCUCGGGUUCCUGCUUCAAUGGUCUGGUGCAUUGGCUCUAGGGGCUACCUCGGCAAUCUCGCACGUUGUGUUGGGCCAGUUCAAAACAUGCGUUGUCCUUCUCGGGAACUAUUACAUAUUUGGGGCGAAUCCGGGAGCGACCAGCGUUUGCGGUGCGUUUGUGGCGAUUGCGGGCAUGUCGUUUUACACGUACCUGAAUCUGCGUUCUCAAACGCUAAAGGGCUCUCCUCAGAAAGUUUCGUCUUUGCCCAACAAAUCCAGGCUAAGUGAAGAGAGCCAUGACACUUUCGGCUCCUCCGAAGCUGUCUGACUUGAAAAGAACUGUCGUAAUGUUUAUUUAUUCGUUUGUCCGAGAAAAAUAGGGGGCCAAAUUUUGGCCCAAAUUC
Tarenaya hassleriana is the source of this 1600-nucleotide messenger RNA. RefSeq lists its product as uncharacterized. Gene Ontology annotation, molecular function: antiporter activity; UDP-xylose transmembrane transporter activity. The coding region runs from base 394 to 1524 and encodes 376 amino acids. NCBI's taxonomy places the organism in Eukaryota, Viridiplantae, Streptophyta, Magnoliopsida, Brassicales, Cleomaceae. Gene Ontology annotation, cellular component: Golgi apparatus. The record is from RefSeq and is a predicted model, not a curated record. The transcript is spliced from 7 exons.